Molecule: messenger RNA, 2533 nt
Organism: Exophiala oligosperma
Lineage: Eukaryota; Fungi; Ascomycota; Eurotiomycetes; Chaetothyriales; Herpotrichiellaceae
Exons: 2
Coding region: 1727-2425 (232 amino acids)
Biological process (GO): negative regulation of transcription by RNA polymerase II; replication-born double-strand break repair via sister chromatid exchange; pericentric heterochromatin formation
Cellular component (GO): mating-type region heterochromatin
Molecular function (GO): NAD+ binding; histone deacetylase activity, NAD-dependent
Source: RefSeq, a predicted model, not a curated record
CCUCAGUCCGAUUUAAAUUGCUACACGUGACAACAAUACCUCGCUUCGGCGCUAAUUAGACGCUGCCCCACCAAAAAUGUCUUCGGCUUCAACAUCGCCAAUUUCGUUUUCCACGCUUUCCAACGUUGGACGACUCUCCACCACACAUUACUUCAGCUAUAACUGGUACUUGUCGCAGCUUGGCAUCUCCGCCAAUCGAGCACCUCAUCAUCUGCCAAUUACGAGACAAGACUGUGAUAUCCUCUACGAGUUGGCGGUCCCGCAAACGAAGUUCAAAAUGUUAUUGUCAAGAUAAGCUGCAAUGAUGGUAUGGAACAGGAAGAGGCGCGAGCUUGUAGGUCGAUGCAAGCGAGGAUGAGAAGGGGAAAGCCUAUAAUCAGGCGAAGAAUCGAGAGUCAAGUUAAAGCAAUACCUCGUCAACUCUCGCCAUGCAGCUCAAGUCUUUCAGGAGUGCCCAGCGACAGCAUGCACUCACAUAUACCAUACCUCUAGCGGCGUACCUUUUCGUAUAAUCUACGCUAGAGGGACGCCGAAGCCUCAGUCGAAGGUUCGACUCCGCUCUCACAAGGUGCCCUGGCCGUCUUCUAAGGACAGGCAGAUUAUGCACCAUAUACAAUGCGUCAAUGCCGACACAGCCUACUCGAUCAGCUAUAAGUGAUACCUCUGUACGGAUGGAAUGGGAAGCUAGGAGGUAUGAUCAUUCAGCGACAAGGAAGCCUGUGAGACCUGUCCAACAACGUCCAUUUACUCAUGGAAUGGAAACAAGAUUCAACAUGCUCGCAAGACUUCGGCGAUCGCAGAACAAUGAUGCGUGAGCUUCAGCACGCUUCAGAGAAACGCCGCUUCUUCCUGGAUACCGUCAGUCGCUACCCGCAAUGGCUCACGGGCAUUGCACGCAUCAGUCAUGGUCAUCGUCAAGUCUGAGAGCGUUUGAUGCAAGGAGCGCCGCAUGCUGUCACCAGCAAGGGGAUUCCUGAUCGGGAGACCGACGGUGCAGGCCUCCGUCUGACCGAUCUCCAAGGAAUCAAGGCCUCCGAGCUUAAGGUAUCCCAUGAAGGGUUCAUGCAACUCUGUUAGUGGGGUGGAUCCUGGAGUUUGUCGCAGCUGCGCCAUCGAACCCUCCGUUCAAGUAUAAGAGGGCAGCACUCCCCCCUCCAAACUACUUCCCUCCCAGCUUCCUUUUCAUUUUUUCCAAACAUCCUUACCACUUCAUGUCAUUGCGAAGAUGGCAUCUGCAGAAUCCGACUCGGUGAGAUGCUACGACGAUGGACGCGCACUUCAUGCCAACAUUGGUUUGAAAAGGACUCAGAAGAUAUGUGACAAUUUGACCGCGGCCUCCAAGUCAAGGAAGAGGCGGGCAUGCCCUCAGGAGGGUUCUCGAGGUAGGAGGUCCAGAUGCAGUAUCAUGAAGCCUUGCUGAUCGUGAAAUAGACCGGCCAAUUGUAAUUGACGAUGAUGUGGAUUUGCCAAAACGGACGGCUUCCACUCAGGGACCAAUCAACGAGAAGCACCGAAUCAGAAAGAGAGCCCGAAAAAUGAGAGGAUCGCUUCAGACCAUCCGCGAACCCGUGGAUGACUUUAGCCGAUUGAGGGAGCUCGUGCGAUCGAGUGAAAAGAUUGUCGUCAUUAGCGGGGCCGGCAUCUCUGUCAGUGCAGGUUGUGAGUUGAAGCUUGUUUGUAAAUCCCUUUAUCGAUAUUGAUUUACCUAGUUCCCACCUUUGAGGAUAUGCGGAAAUCCAAACAGACCUCGUUCGACCGCUCUCUCUACUCCUCUUCCGACGAGAUGACCAGCUUCCACUCCACAGUCCGUGAUAUGUGUGAACGCCUACACUCGGAUUCAACCGAGCCUUCGCCUUUCCACAAGGUUAUGGACGAGCUUGCGCGGACUCGCCCUCAUUUUCGGCACUAUACACAGAACAUUGAUUGCGUCGAGCGCCUGUUACCUGAUCUCGACGCCAAGACGAUACGCCUCCAUGGUCGAAUUGAUCAAGCCCGAUGCGGGAUAUGCAACUGGGUGUGUGAGUAUAAGCCACAUCUGUUCCAAGGUUCCGAUUCGCUAUAUUGUCAAAGGUGCUUGCAAAGAAGCCAGGCCCGGAUAUUGAAGGGCAAGCGUUCAUUGAAAAUUGGCAGGCUGAGACCCAACGUUCUUCUAUACGGCGAGCCUCACCCAGAUGACAAAGAGAUUCUGGAAACUGCUAAGCAUGAUUUGAGAAUAUGCCCGGAGCUGGUGCUGAUCGUUGGCACGAAGCUAGGGAUUCCUGGGGCUCGGUCAAUCGCCGCAAACUUUUGCCACGCCGCUCGGAGCGUGGGUGGGGCAAGUUUUUGGAUCAGCAAGGAGGAGCCAGUGUCGAGUGUGAAAGCCUUGUGUGAUUAUGUCCUUAUUGGAGAUUGCGACAAGGUUGUUCCCCUAGAUAUUUUCAAUUAACUCGCAAGCCAUUCUCAACUUCACAGUCUUAUGUACGCGCGAAGGGAAGAUACAGCAGCUAUCCAAUUUACGUCUUCGAACUAAGGGGGAGGUUUUCCGCAGGUUAGC